CAUUCAUAUUGCAUUUAAUGUGCAAUAUACGACGUUCUGACAUCCAAUGGGAAAAUGCGUUUUCUAGAAACUUUUGCUGAUGACAUUUUUAUUGCGUCCUUUAUGUUUUCUGUACAUUUGGCGUUAUCUCACGAUUAUUUUACUAUAUACUGUUGUUUUGGUUUGGUGUUGUGAGACAGUUAAAGUACGAUUUGUUUAAAAUCGCAGGAGGAAACAUAGAAUAAGGAAGCAUGAUAAACAUUAAAGGACCGUGUUCCAAAAGGAACAAAUAUUCAUAACAGACGAAGCAGGAGAAAUUCAAUUAGGACAUUAACAAUUGGAUCACACAUCGCGCAACGAAACGUAAUAAGAAACCAGGAAAAGGAAAAAAAUGAGCCGUCCUAAAUGGGACGUGCUGUGGUCCCCUUUUCAUUCGGACAGAUUUAUCACGUGGGAUAGUGACGCUGUAUUGAAUCUCUAUGAAAUUGCAUCUCGGAAUAAUAGUGCACGAGACGGCGAUCAGAUUUAUUUACAGAUUUCUGAACACUCCAUUGCUGAACUAGUUUCAUCUGUUACCAUUAAUAGCUAUGCCAAAUGUGUUGACAUAUAUCCCCAACCGGAACCAGACAUCGUGGCUAGUGGCCAUGCAAAUGGAAAAAUAGUCUUAAGUACCCUUAGUCCUUCAGAGUUUGAUUAUCAAGGCAUCGUGGGAAGAGAAUUUUUUCCAAAAUAUACACGACCAUGCAAUGUUGUUGCCUGGAAUCCUGUGGAUACCCACUUGAUCAUGUCGGGUUUGGAUAAGCAUAGUAAAGAGCAUUCUGUAUUACUAUGGGAUGUACAUCACUAUCCAAAGGGCUCUGAACGAUCAAUAGCUGAAGCGGCAGUAUCAGAAACUAUACAUUCCGCUGCUUGGUUUAAGCAUGAUCCUAGGUGUCUGGCUUUAGGUGCUAAUAACAAGCAAUUGAAAGUUGUUGAUUUUAAAGAUUCUGCAAAAGUGGUAAAUGUUACUGCCACAAAGGCAGUAUACAAUUUGUCAGUAAAUCCUCAUAAUAGCUCUCAAUUAUUGUCUCAUGUUGACAAUGUGAUCACCAUCUGGGAUACAAGGUGUUUUGAGAAACCUAUUGUUACUAUAGUGGCACAAAAACAGGUUACAAAAGUGCUAUGGUGUCCAACCAGACGUAAUCUUAUCGGCACACUACAGAAAGAUUCAGUAGGUUUGCAUCUAUUUGAUAUUCAAUACUGCGGAGGGGAAGACACCGAACCAGGUGUCCUGGAAAGAGUAGUUUUACCACCAUGGCAUAGUCCUAUAAGUUUUUCAUGGCAUCCGAAUGAUCAAAAUCGAUUAUUAGCAAUAUCAAUGCAAGGAGUUACCGAUUAUACUGUAUGUGAGAGAAUAACGCUCAACUGGUCCGCUCGGUCGUGUCUCAUGUGGAACUAUGCUUUUAAAUCUUACAAAUAUAUACACAGUGAGGAUAGCGUUUAUAAGGAACUGGAUGACAUCUCAGUUUUAACAAAGAAGCGUGCCAUGAUUGAAUAUGGUUUGCUUACGGAUUUAGCGCAAAAUGGCGAGAUAGCCGGAAACGAUACCUUGAAAAAUUUGUGGCAAUGGUUAUAUCUAAGUCGCUCUUUAGUAGAAGAUAAUGUUAUACAAAGCCCUGAUAAUAAGCAUCCUGGUGUAAGGACAGUCUUAAAAUUAGACGGCCAGCAAAAUCCGGGCAAUGGUUUCAUUAAGUCGGAAAUAAUCCAUCGUCCCUGGACGGACAUAGGUUCCAGUUAUACAACAAAGAUCUACAGAUCACCAGAUAGGGAGAAAAGUUUUCUUUUGUGCGGUUUGCGAUUCGACAAGGAGACCAAUACUGCAUAUGACAAUGCAUAUCUGGAGAAACUAGAAAAAGAAGGCUCGUAUGCGAAAGCAGCGGCAUUCGCGGUAUUUAAUCUUUGUUUAAGGCAGGCCUUAGACAUUUUAAAUCGAGGCAACGACAAGAGUCGAACGACCACUCUGAGUAUGGUGGCUAUGGCAUUGUCGGGCUUCUCCGAGGAACGCACCACAUUGUGGAGAGAAUCAUGUCAGAAAUCUCGAUCUCAAUUAUCCGAUCCUUACCUAAGAGCAACAUUCGGUUUCUUAACUGCGGAUAACGAUUCAUAUGAAAACGUACUUAACGAAAACGGCAUGGCUGUUGAAGAUCGAGUAGCAUUUGCUCUCAUGUUUUUAUCUGACAGUAAAUUACACGAGUACUUGAAAAGAUUGACUCAGAAGUUGAUUGAAGAGGGUGAUCUAGCGGGCUUCUUGGUCACAGGUGCGAGUUUGGAAAGCAUACACAUAUUGAGUAAAUAUUUAGAAAUUACUUCGGAUGUUCAAAGUUGUACUCUUAUUGCUAUUAGAGCUUUUGCGCCUAAAUUGAUCCAAGAACAUCAAGUUCAAGUGUGGAUUACUAAUUACAGACACCUCUUGAAUGCGUGGAAAUUAUGGUUCCAAAGAGCCAGAUUCGACAUUGUUAUGAGAUCCUCGACGCCGCAAGAGAAACCACCACAGCAAAUAUAUAUCUCUUGUAACUUCUGCGGUAAAAGCAUAUCGGCUUUUAUGCAAGGAUUGAGCAGAACGAGAGUCCCAUUUGGUAGAUUAAGCAGUACGCCUAAUAAAUUGAAGAUGACGGCGUGUCCGAAUUGUCGCAAACCUUUGCCACGCUGUGCAAUAUGCUUGAUGCAUAUGGGUACUGUCAGCGGACUGCAAACAGCCCCUAGUCCUGGCGGUAGCAGAAGUGAAGAAUGUGACACCCAGCUUACAGAAUUCAAUAGCUGGUUUACUUGGUGCCUAACGUGUAAACAUGGCGGACAUAGCGAGCACAUAGCUCAGUGGUUUCGUCAACAUAAUGAAUGUCCGGUAACGUCUUGCAACUGCCGCUGCUCGUCCUUGGACACAGCUGUAGCAUAGGAAUAGGUAUUUCUCAUAGAUGGAAAUAAAAAACAAAAUAUUUUAAAUAUUUUAGGAGAAAUUCUUAAAUCAUAAUCUUUGUUAUAAUUAUAGGGUUUCAUAUAUUUUGUAUAUUUAUCACGUCUAUUUGGAUCAAUUUUAAACAUGGACAAAGAAAUGCAUGUCUCAGUGAUUUCCUUUACAUUAGGGCAUUCUUUGUUACUUUUAUGAAAAAGAUAUAUACCAAGAAUGACAAAUAGAAUGUACAAAAAUGUAAAAAGAAUAGAACAUAGUAAACAAUUUAAAUAUAUCAUGAA
Messenger RNA from Linepithema humile (Argentine ant), 3207 nucleotides. The record is from RefSeq and is a predicted model, not a curated record. NCBI's taxonomy places the organism in Eukaryota, Metazoa, Arthropoda, Insecta, Hymenoptera, Formicidae.